AUGCGAGAAAUUAUAGAAGCUGCGCGCUAUAAACCAGUUUCUGCUCGAUAUAAAAUCUAUAUCGUUGACGAAGUGCAUAUGCUUUCUAAAAGUGCUUUUAAUGCUUUACUAAAAACACUGGAAGAGCCUCCCGCUCAUGUGAAAUUUAUCUUUGCUACAACUGAAAUUCACAAAGUGCCUGUAACGAUUCUAUCACGGUGCAUGCGUUUUGAUUUACGUCGACUCCGAUUAGAGGAACUUUCUGGCUUAAUGUCAGACAUCUUAACAAAAGAAAAUCUUUUCUUUGAAAAAGGAAUUCUAGACCCUCUAGCAAUUGCCGCAGAAGGAUCCGCCCGUGAUGCUUUAUCUUUAUUAGAACGUGCCAUUGCAUUAAGUGGGGAAAAAAUUACGGAACAAAUUGUCCAAGAGAUGCUAGGCCUUGCUGCUGGUAAUGAAGUCGAACAACUUUUCACAGCCUUAAACUCUGGAGAAACAGCAAAACUUUUGCACUUAUAUGAAGAUCUGUAUCAGCGUGGACGAGCUCCUCAAGCCAUUUUAAAAAUGCUAUUGGAGCAUGCCUCCAAACACAUUAAACAGCAAGCCCUAGGAAAGGAAAACAACUUUUCUGUACCUGUCCUUCAUCGCUUGUGGCAAGGCCUUUUGAAAGGGCUUAAUGAUAUUGAACGCGCACCCCUUGAUUUUCAGGCGGGUGAAGUUGUAUUGCUCCGCCUUAGUCAUUUAAGCCAAAUGCCUGAUCUAGAAUCUCUAAUUCACCAACGCAGAUUAGAGCCGCACACGCCUUCUAUGAUUUCUUCAGAAAAAAUGUCUGCAAAGGGACCUGAGACCCAAGCAUCCCUCAACCAAGCAAAUACCACCCCCUCGGCUCCUUCACUCGUAGAGAACGCUCCAAAUUUAACUUCCUCCCCAACAUCUGCAAACUUUCCUUCCCCAACACUUCCACAAAGUUUUGAAGAACUCGUAACCUUCGUUCAAAAGCAAAAAGAACCCUUAUUAGCGGCACAACUUAAACAAGAUGUUCAUGUGAUUCGUUACGCUCCAGGGCAUUUAGUGGCUCGCCUUGGCGAAAAGGCCUCUCAAGAUUUGUGGAACCGUUUACAAACAAUUUUAAAAAAGAGCUUUCCUGAAACAUCUUGGAUCUUAGAAACAGCUAUGGAAGAGGGGGCACCAAGCCUUGUAGAGCAAGAAGAAAAGGUGCGUACUGACAAAAGAAAAGAAGCUUUAAACCAGCCUUUAGUCAAAAAGGUUUUGGACACAUUUCCCGAUGCUGAAGUAAAAGAAGUAAAUGGACUUUAA
This is a messenger RNA of Stylophora pistillata, 1293 nucleotides long. Its product is annotated as DNA polymerase III subunit gamma-like. The record is from RefSeq and is a predicted model, not a curated record. NCBI's taxonomy places the organism in Eukaryota, Metazoa, Cnidaria, Anthozoa, Scleractinia, Pocilloporidae.